Messenger RNA from Penicillium olsonii, 1275 nucleotides. The record is from the annotation of a GenBank genome assembly. Lineage: Eukaryota; Fungi; Ascomycota; Eurotiomycetes; Eurotiales; Aspergillaceae.
AUGGGACGUCAAAAGCAGGCAGCACCUCUCCAGAGAGCCCCUUCAUCUCAAGUAAUGCACUUGGACGAUGCCGGCGUGUCCAAGCCCGCCAAUGGCAAUCCCACUCCCAAUGGCAGCGCAUCUGAGAAAGCAUCGGCAGUCUUGGAGACAGUCGCCGAGACUCCUGGGUUGGCCCAGCUGGUGAUCUGCGUCUUGGGUAUUUACGCAGCAUUCCUCUCGUGGGGUGUUCUCCAAGAGGCAAUUACAACAACGAGCUAUCCCGUACGCCCGCCGUCUGUUGCCGAACCUGAGCCACCCACAGAGCGAUUCACCUAUUCGCUUGUCCUCAACACCAUCCAAUCUACAUUUGCUGCGACAACAGGCUUCUUCUACCUUCUGAUCUCGACACCCAAGGGCCAAAGCACUCCAUCCAUCUUCCCAACGCGUCGCAUCCUGUUCCCUCUCAUCCUAGUCGCCAUCUCCUCAUCGCUUGCCUCCCCCUUCGGCUACGCGAGUCUUCAACACAUCGACUACCUGACCUUCAUCCUCGCGAAAUCAUGCAAGCUCCUCCCUGUUAUGGUCCUACACCUGACAAUCUUCCGGAAGAAAUACCCCUUGUACAAAUAUGGUGUCGUGUUGAUGGUCACUCUCGGCGUUGCGACAUUCAGCCUACACCACCCUGGUACGAGUAAGAAGGUCGCUGCGGCAAAUUCGGGCUCUUCAGGCUGGGGCAUUUUCCUACUGGCCAUCAAUCUCCUAUUGGAUGGUCUGACCAACACCACACAAGACCAUGUCUUCAGCUCCCCGAAGCUCUACACGCGCUUCACCGGACCCCAGAUGAUGGUCGCGCAAAAUGUGCUGUCAACCGCGCUGACAGCUGCAUUCCUUCUUGUCAUGCCGCAUCUCUCCCAGAGUGGCGUGCUGCACAACCUCUUGCCAUUCCCUAUCCCUCCGUCCAAUGAAACAGAGCUGUAUGGCGCGAUUUCAUUCCUCUCCCGUCACCCAGAAGCCCUCAAGCACGUCCUUGGGUUUGCGGCUUGCGGUGCUGUCGGCCAGCUGUUCAUUUUCCACACUCUUUCCCGCUUUUCCUCGCUGUUGCUCGUUACCGUCACCGUCACUCGGAAGAUGUUGACUAUGCUUCUCAGCGUCUUCUGGUUCGGUCACUCGCUGUCUGGCGGCCAGUGGCUGGGAAUUGGUCUGGUCUUUGGCGGUAUUGGUGCAGAGGCCGUGGUUCAGAGGUCAGAGAAGAAGGCAAAAGAGCGAUCUAAGAUCGAGGCUGCCAAGAAAGAGUUGUAA